AUCUACAGCUCCGGAGCCUAGCCUACCUCGACCCCGCGGCCGCGGCCACGCAAACCGCCUUGCGCAAUCCCCAAAACGCGCCUGUCGUACGCACACGCAUCGUCCGCCACGGAUCCCUCGACGGCACUGCCUUCCUCGCCGCCGCCACAUCCGCGGCAACACUGCCGCCACCACCGCCGCUACCGCCACCGCUGCAAACAAACACACAUCGACAGCACCGCCACCGGCGGCACUCCUUCCAUGCCAACAGCCAGAAUGUACCCCCCCAAACAGCGUCGAUGGCCUCACCCGCACUCAUACAAACAGCUGCCGAGUUUGACAAGGAGCAGCAGCCGAUGGCGCCUAUAGCGCCGAAGGCCCCGCCGCCGAUGGGCGCCACCGUCACUAGGGCGCCGGUGGUUUCAUCGCAGGGAGGCCGCGUUACCAAAGCCACCGGCCUGGUGCUUCGGGAGUGGGGUGCGCUGUAUCCUCAGGCCUGGGCGCCUGCCGGCGGGGCCGCUCCGCCCUCGCUCCGGACCCUGACGGGCUCAUUGCUGCCGCCGGCAUCGGCGCUUGAGUCGGUGGCGGUGGUAGAGCGGCAGGAUCAGGCGGACUUGCGGCGUGCGGCGGCCUCGACCGUGCAUCAGGCCUCCGAAGACGACACGCCGGGGCCCGGGCAGUACGAAGUGGCGACGGUGGGCGCUGUGGGCCGCACUGGACCGGCCUUCACCAUCGGCGGCCGUACGGCACCGCCGCCAUCUGCGGCGUUGGUGAAUCCGGAGGCUGCCAAGGUGCCGGGUCCUGGCGCCUACAACGUUUCCCGCCCCGUGGCGGACGGCCCCGCCUUCACCAUCAAGGGCCGGCCCCGGGAGCCCCAUCAGAGCACCCAGCACGAGGACGUGCCCGGUCCCGGCGAGUACUACGACCCCACCAAGACGAGCAUCCGCGAGGGGCCGGCCUUCACUCUUGCCGGCAAGGCCAAGCGCAAGUUCGAUACGGACGCACCGGGACCCGGGGCGUACUUGGUGGUGGGAUCCAGCAGGGGAGGUCCCGCCGUCACCAUCGCCGGCCGGCCCCGGGCCCGGGCUCCGGAACCCACUCCGGGCCCUCAGGACUACCAGCAGGGGCGCGCCACGUCACCUGGGCGGGAUGGGCCCGCCUACACUAUAGCCGGCAGGCUGGACGCUAAGUGUGAUACCAAUGUCCCGGCGCCUGGAGAGUACGACCUGCCGGUCGCUUGGCGGACAGGCCCUGCUGUUUCAUUCGCCGGCAAGCCCGUCCCCAAGCCCGACCCGGAAACCUCACCGGGGCCCGGGGAGUACCACAUGCCGCACUGCCCUGGGGAAGGGCUUCCCGCCUUCACCUUUGGUGGCCGACCGCCUGAGACCGACCCCGAGGACCUGCCUGGGCCUGGAGCCUACUACAGGCCGGUCGCCAAGGAGGGCCCCUCCUUCACCAUCGCCGGCCGCCCCGCCAGCCCUGGCCCCGCCAACCGCGACGCCGAGCAUCUGCCCGGCCCCGGCGCCUACGACCCACAGCCCGGUGCAGCUGCCGGCCCCGCCUCGCCCCCCGGCCCGGCCUUCACCUUCGGCGCCCGGCCUCGAGAGCGGUCCCCUCCACCUAGCCCCGGACCUGGAACCUACCACCCGGAGGAGGGCAGGGCGGCUGGGGAGGCUGGUGGUGGCGGGGGGCCCGCAUACACACUGCUAGGCCGGCCCGUGGCCCGAGAUCCGCCUGACUCGCCGGGGCCCGGCGCCUACAGCCCCACUGACCCGGCCCUGAGCCCCGGUCCCGCCUUCACCAUGGCUGGCCGCGUCGUGGAACCUGACCCACGGGUCGAUCUUCCCGCACCUGGGGAGUACGAUAGUGGCGUAGUGACGCAACCGGGCGGGCCGUCGUACACCAUGCGGGGGCGGCCGGUGGAGGCGAAGCGACCGGACUCGCCAGGCCCGGGGGAGUACAGCUCCCCCGCGCCACGUCGUGGUCCCGCAUUCACCAUGGCCUCUCGCCCCGCCUCGCCCGACGCCCAAGACCCGGACACUGGCCACCAAGUGCCCGGGCCCGGUGCCUACGACACGAUGACGCCGCAAUCGCCCUCCGGUCCCGCAUACACCAUGCGCGGCAAGCCGGGGGAGCGCUCACCACCGCCCUCCCCGGGGCCUGGUGACUACCCCCGGCACCCAGGUCCCCGCGGGCCCGCCUUCUCCAUCCGGGGAAGGGCCGCGGAUCCGGAGCCGCAGCUGACCUUCGUGGGUCCAGGCGCCUACAACCCGGACAACCCCGGGCUGCCCGGAGCCCCCGCCUUCACUUUGCGGGCCCGACCUAGGGAGCGGGAAACACCGUCACCAUCUCCAGGUCCGGGCGAGUACGACGCCUCUGCUGGCGGCGGUGACGUGGAUCGCGGCCCUGCCUGGACCAUGGGUGCUCGUCCCGUUGCCCCUCAAGUCCCCGACGUCCCCCCCCCGGGCGCCUAUGAGCUGCCCGCGUCCCCCCGCGGCCCGGCAUACACAAUGAGAGCUCGGGCUGCUGCGGAGCCGCUGUCCCGGGAGCCCUCAGGCCCCGGGCCCGGCAUGUACUCCCUCCCCAGCUCCCCCCGGGGUCCGGCAUACACAUUCCGUACCCGGCCUCCCGCCCCCUCGGCGGCGGCGGUUGACGGCCCCGGCCCCGCGGACUACCAGCAGCUGUCUGGAGGGCCUAGCGGCCCCGCCUUCACCAUCCAGGGCAGGCACGCCAAGGGCGGUUCCCCCGCCGACCCGAGCAUUCCCGGGCCCGGCGGGGAGAGUCCCGGUCCUGGGGCUUACUCCCCCAGCGGCAACCCCGACGGCCCGGCGUUUACCAUCGCGCCGCAAGUACGACAACCGGAACAGGAGCCGACGCCGGCGCCGGGCGACUACGGCGCUGCUGACGGUGGCCCCUCCGGCCCCGCCUGGUCGAUAUCUCAGCGCCUGGCGGAGCCUUCUGGUCUAGAGGGUCCCGGUCCUGGAGAGUACUACAGCUCGCCCGCCGCCGGUGGCCCUGCCUACUCCAUGGGAGCGAAGCCCAGGAGCAGGCGGCGCAGGAAGCGCAGCCAACUGCCUCCGGAGCCGGGGCAGUACUGGAGCCCCCUCUCCCCCGCCGGACCGGCCUGGAGCUUUGGGGAGAAACCGCAGGGCCCUAUGCCGUACAAACCGGAUGCGGGACCAGGUGACUAUAACGACCCCCGGGAUAUGGUGACGGGGCCCGCCUGGUCCCUGAGACCCCGGACUCCGUCGCCACCGCGGGACCACGUGCCGGGACCAGGAAGCUACAACGACUCAAAACCCUUCCCCAACCCCCUCGGCACGGUGGUUUCCCAGCCCCGUGCCCACACGGAACUGGAUCCGAUGUACCUGACGGAUAUGGGUGGGCCUUAUGACGACACGCUCCGGGCCCGCAAGUCCCCCUCCCGCCCCGGCAGGCGGGUCACCUUCCACCAGGAUACCAUGUUCAGGGAUUCCCUGGAUCCCACACACGGCGGUCGUGUACGACUGGAGGAGUCGGCCGUAUCUGGCCGGGGAGGCGCCGCUGUUCCCCCGCCCCGUGUCAAAACACACGCAGUACCACCACCUGUUCCAACCUUGGCUCCAUCACCCCCCCGGGAAUCCGGCGUCUCGUCCGGUACGACAUUCCCUGGCUACAGCCCUAGGGCAGCGCAAGCGCAACGACCGGGACCUCCAGGAAUCCCAUCGCCCCGACACCAGCUGCUGCAGCAACGGCCGGUGGCGGCGGCGGCCGCGGCGGCUCGGCUGGUUGCACCAGCGGCAGCCGGUAGUGGAGGCGGCAAUUCUCUGGAUGCGGAAGUUGAGCGAGCGAUGCGGCUGUAUCGGAGGGUGGCACUGGAGCAACGGUAUCUGGGUUCUGGCGGCGGCGGCGGCGGCGACGGCGACGGCGGCGGCGACGGCGGCGGCGGUGAGCAGAGUAGAAGCGGCGCCAGGGGACCUUCCCGGCAGUCAUCACAGCAGCAAAAGCCACCCGCGGCGCCUCCGGCGCCGGCGCCGCAGCAGCGGCGGCAGGCGGGACGCGACAGCGCCAUCCCGGCGGCGGCGGUGGUGGCGGCAGCGCAACAGAGUUACAUGGCGGACCUCGCCACGCGGCAGGCAGCGGCAUCAGAACAACAGCGACGAGGAGCUAGCAGCAGGUCGUCAUCCGCCGUACCGCCACAGCUUCAGCAGCAGCCGGCGCCAGGACGGGGAGAAGCGUCAGUCUCAGGCGCCGCCACCACCGCUGCCGCCGCUGCCGCGCGCGCACAGCAGGCCGCUGGUCGUCAGGCGCUGUGGGCGGCGGCAGCGGAGGGCCGUACGGCACCGGGUCUGGGUGGCCCGCCGACGAUGACGCAGGGCCCGUUAGGAGUGCCGGUGCCGCGAGCACGGCGGCGGCUGGAGAUGCCUGGGGCCCCCUCCGGACUAUCCCCGCGUGAAGCGGCUCUGGCUCGUGCUGCGGCGUACAUGGCGGGCCGUGGCGCUUCGGGCCUGACUGGCGGCGCGGAGUGGGAAGGCCCGGCGGGGUCAAGUGCUGGUGGAGCCGCCGCCGCAGGAGCGGCCCGAGCUUCUUCGGUCGGGGUUCAAGCGGCGCCUGAGUACGCGCCCCACGCACCCAGGGUCAUGAGUGCACCUGCGGGCGGUGUCGGCGGCGCAGCUGGAAGGACGGCUUCGCGGGGCAGAAGCAUUAGUAGUGCUCGUUUUCGAGGGAAGUAG
Messenger RNA from Volvox carteri f. nagariensis, 4691 nucleotides. RefSeq lists its product as uncharacterized. Lineage: Eukaryota; Viridiplantae; Chlorophyta; Chlorophyceae; Chlamydomonadales; Volvocaceae. The record is from RefSeq and is a predicted model, not a curated record. The transcript is spliced from 22 exons. The annotation marks the transcript as partial.